Lactuca virosa is the source of this 486-nucleotide messenger RNA. The record is from the annotation of a GenBank genome assembly. Lineage: Eukaryota; Viridiplantae; Streptophyta; Magnoliopsida; Asterales; Asteraceae.
AUGGAUUCUUCAUCCGUUUCAAAUCGGCUCGACAUAUUCGAGAUUUACCGGCGCUAUUGUGAAAUCACAUCAGAGGCAUAUGCUUUUGGAGAAGAUGGUUACAAACCAGUCAAUGAGUCAAAGAAAUCCGAACUAUAUAGAGAUGCAUUAUCCCAGCUCCUACAAGUAGUUGAGUCAAGAUUGGACAAAAGAAUGCCAAUACUUGAAGAAAUUCCUAUGCUCAUGUCAAGGCUUGAUUUGAUGGUAGAAUCAUGUGAAUUCUCACGUUUCUAUAACUUUAUGUUCUUCAUAUGCCGAGAAAAUGGUCAAAGAAGCAUAACUGUAAGCAGAGCAAUCAUUGCAUGUAAAUUAGUUUUAUCCGGAAGGUUCCAAUUACUCAAUCAAUGGUGCAGUUUUGUUGAGAAAAAUCAGAGGCACAAUAUCUCAGAGGACACAUGGCGACAAGUUUUGGCAUUUAGCCGAUGUGUUCAUGAAAAUCUUGAAUGA